GGAUGGGAGCUGCCUCUGGUUUUACUAAGACACUACUCCUUACCAAUCCAUAUGUGAGGAAUCCGGCAGGUGCUACGAGUACCUUCUCUUGAGUCUUACCAGAGGUAGCUUAAGGCGCCUUCCAUUGGGAAACACGCGCACACGCAAUGGAAGGCAUGAAUGUGUAUACUCCAUAAGGUACUUUCCACGUUGACAAUAAACGGGGUCCCAAGGAAAGCACAAGUUCGGGUCGGAUAUAUCCAUGGCUGCCGCCCGUACCUACCUUCAGUACGGAGUAGCAGAUGUGCCCGGCACGUGAGGUCUCGUCGGGGUACGUAUCCGUAGUGAAAUAUUCGCGAUGGAAGGUCCCAAGGGCCAAGGUCGCCAAAUCAAAAGUGGGAGAAAGACAACAGCUGGAACGGAAACCUCCACCGUGGCACCGUUCGCCCGUCUCGUGCUUCAGCUCCGACUCAGCCCUCACCUUUUCGAGGGUUUUCCCAUUUUGCAUUUCCAAGUUUAUGGCAAAUUACUUCCACUCCCAUCCGCCCCCUCCCCCAAUGACCCUCUCCCCAUCUUGUAUCCGUAUCUGCAAGGUGUUACGAUUACGAUGCCUGAGUACCUUGCCUGGGGCCACAAUGCAGAAGAGGCGAGGGACCCGAUGCCAAUGGAAUUGAUCAUGGGAAAUUGCCCACCAAUUCCAUACUGGCAUUCCUCAUCUUUCGCAUUUCUCCCGUCUUUUCCCCAUCCAUUCGUUCCUCCUCCUCCUCCUCCUCCUCCUCCUCCUCCUCCUCCUCCUCCUCCCCUUCACCCCGUGUCCUUCCGCUCUCCAACCCCCCCCCAGUCGCCCAUCAUUCCCAUCCCGUCUGCCCGUCCCCCGUUCACCCGUUCCCCGACCAUUGUCGGACUUCUGCCCGGGCAUCCAUUUUCGGCCGGUGGAUUCCUUCCGCAAAGCGCAGUCGUAACCCUCCCCGUGCCCCCCCUCAAGCCGCAAGCCAUUGGGUCUCACUCUGCAUCCAUCGCAUCCAUGGUUCCUCCCACUCUGUCCCACGCAUUUUGGCAUUGA
This is a messenger RNA of Colletotrichum godetiae, 1042 nucleotides long. RefSeq lists its product as uncharacterized. Lineage: Eukaryota; Fungi; Ascomycota; Sordariomycetes; Glomerellales; Glomerellaceae. The transcript is spliced from 2 exons. The record is from RefSeq and is a predicted model, not a curated record. The coding region runs from base 338 to 1042 and encodes 234 amino acids.